ACCACUAGAUUCACACUCCCAAAAAAAAAUUAAAAAAUAUCAUCUAGCAUUAGCAUUAGCAUUAGCAUUAGCACCAAAAACGCUUCUUGUCAAGUCCAGCUUGUUCCCGGUCCUCAAUAAUUCUCUCUCCAUCAUUUAAAUCCCAGCAAAGCAAUCACACACACUCUUUCACUUUCACAUUCAGUUACAAAAAAACUCAACACAAUGUCAAGUUCCGACGACGAAGGCGGCGAAGAGUAUCUCUUCAAAGUCGUCAUCAUCGGCGACUCCGCCGUCGGAAAAUCCAACCUCCUCUCACGAUACGCUCGCAACGAGUUCAAUCUUCACUCCAAAGCUACAAUCGGAGUUGAAUUUCAAACUCAGAGCUUAGAGAUUGAUUCCAAAGAAGUUAAGGCUCAGAUUUGGGAUACCGCCGGUCAGGAACGGUUUCGCGCUGUUACGUCCGCGUAUUACAGAGGCGCCGUCGGUGCUCUCGUUGUUUAUGAUAUUAGCCGGAGAACUACGUUUGAUAGUGUCGGUAGAUGGCUCGAUGAACUCAAGACUCAUUGCGAUACAACAGUGGCAAUGAUGCUUGUGGGAAACAAAUGCGAUUUGGAUAAUAUAAGGGAUGUAAGCAUUGAAGAAGGUAAAAGCCUUGCAGAAUCAGAAGGUUUGUUUUUCAUGGAAACCUCUGCUUUGGACUCUACAAAUGUGAAAACAGCUUUUGAGAUGGUUAUUAGAGAAAUAUACAACAAUGUUAGCAGGAAGGUCCUCAACUCAGACUCUUACAAAGCCGAAUUAUCCGUCGACAGGGUUAGUCUUGUUAACGAUGGCAACUCUACGUCAAAGAAAAACAGUAGCUAUUUUUCAUGCUGUUCCUGAAUUUUUGUUUUGCUUGUUUGAUUUAAUUAAAAUUCAAUUGGGUUGCGUUCUUUUUUCAUGGAGUAUCAUUUGAAUAGUUUUUGGAUUACAAGUUACAACUACAAAAACACAUCUAUAUAUAUAGCAAGAAAAGUUUUAUAUAUCUUCAAAUAUUAAGUAAAGGGUUUUAAUUGUAUAAUUUUGGGGUACAGAGAAAUUGUAAUUUCAGUCAAUGAAAUGAACAUCCAUUUAUGUCAUGUUUAGUGAUUUCUUAAAUAUGAUUGUUGUUCUUGAUUAAUCGGUAUAAGUUACAAGUUUUGUCA
This is a messenger RNA of Vicia villosa (hairy vetch), 1163 nucleotides long. RefSeq names its product ras-related protein RABA5e-like. The coding region runs from base 205 to 861 and encodes 218 amino acids. The transcript is spliced from 2 exons. The record is from RefSeq and is a predicted model, not a curated record. Gene Ontology annotation, molecular function: GTP binding; GTPase activity. Gene Ontology annotation, cellular component: endosome. Lineage: Eukaryota; Viridiplantae; Streptophyta; Magnoliopsida; Fabales; Fabaceae.